Ochlerotatus camptorhynchus is the source of this 1490-nucleotide messenger RNA. RefSeq names its product ribosome biogenesis protein WDR12 homolog. Gene Ontology annotation, molecular function: protein binding. The record is from RefSeq and is a predicted model, not a curated record. Gene Ontology annotation, biological process: ribosome biogenesis. Lineage: Eukaryota; Metazoa; Arthropoda; Insecta; Diptera; Culicidae. The transcript is spliced from 3 exons. Bases 135 to 1421 code for a protein of 428 amino acids.
AGCGUGGUCAAAGCGCGGAGUGCAGUGUUUCAUCGGGAGUUUUUGUAUUGUUUAACGCGUAAAGUUCACACAAAUUUAUCUAAAACCAGCUCAACAUUGUUCACGGUAGGCACCGAUAGUGCUCAACGUCAAGUAUGUCGCUAAAAAUCACAGGAAAGUCCGAAGGACAGCUGCAGUUGCACCUCUACACCAAGCAGAAACAAUUUGCCGUUCCGGAUGUUCCGUACUCGAUCCGUGCCAAUGUGAGCAACAAAGAGCUGAACGUAUUGAUCAAUACGUUGCUGAAGGAUUCCGGAAAUUCCGAAGCUGGCAAGGUGGAAUUCGAUUUCUUGCUGAAUGGAGAGUUUGUCAAAAUUCCACUGGGACAGCACUUGAAGGAGAGGGAUAUAUCGUUUGAAGACACCGUUGAACUGGAAUAUGUGGAACGAUACCCGGCACCGGAGCCGCAGGACUGUCUGCUUCAUGACGACUGGGUUUCAGCUGUCGAAGCCAAGGGUAACUGGAUCCUGACCGGUUGUUACGACAAUACGGUGAAUAUCUGGACCGCGAAGGGAAAGCAUAAGCUCACCAUUCCGGGCCACAUUGCACCGGUAAAAGGUGUGACAUGGAUAUCUUUGGAUGAAGAGAAGGGUGUAUUCGCCAGUGCAUCGCAGGAUCAAACGGUGAUGAUGUGGGAAUGGAAUGUGGCGGCCAAUUCGGUAGAAUGUGUACACGUUUGCAAGGGACACGAACGAGGAGUGGAUUGUAUUGCGGUGAACCGGAGCAAAACUCGAAUGGCCACCGGAAGUUGGGACACAAUGUUGAAGCUGUGGUCGACGGACCUAGAAGGCGAAGGCGAAGCGCAGCCUUCUACCAGUAAGAGACAGAAAUUGGACCAGGGGAAUGCAAGGACGCCGAUUCUUACCCUCGCCGGACAUCGCGAAUGCGUUUCGGGUGUACAGUGGAUUGACGACAACACACUAGUAACAUCUUCGUGGGAUCACACUAUCAAAAUAUGGGACUUGGCACUGGGUGGAGUGAAAUCGGAAAUCUGCGGACACAAAUCAUUCUUCGAUUUGAGCUAUUCCCAUUUAAAUGGAUUGAUCAUCGCCGCUUCCCCAGACAAGAACUUGAGACUGUACGAUCCUAAAUCAAACCAGGGUACCAUCGUGAAGAACACCUAUUUCGGUCACACCCAGUGGGUUCAAUCGGUAUGCUGGAGCACCACCAACGAGUACCUGUUUGUUUCGGGUGCGUACGAUAAUCAUGUCAAGUUGUGGGAUUACCGCAGUCCUAAGGCUCCCAUCUUCGAGCUGAUCGGUCACGAAGAUAAGGUACUCGCCUGCGAUUGGUCAAAUCCGAAAUUCAUCCUCUCGGGAGGCUCGGAUAACUCGGUACGUGUUUUCAAAUCGAAAAUCGCAAUAGGAGGAGAACAAAAGUAAAAUCCAGCGGCAUUCGUGAUUUAUUACAUUAUAUGUAUAAUGAAGUAUAAUAGAUUUUCGUAAACAUAA